UUUUUUUAUUUGAUAUUGACCUUAUUAAAUAUUGAAUUAUCAGCUUCUCAUUACCUAAUUUGGAAUUACUGUAGAUAAAUUGUUUUUGUUUUAUAUAUUAUGCCAAAGGUUAUGUCAUUCGUCAUAUAUAUUCUGGUGAAAUGUUAAAAAAAUCAUUACUAUAGUUUGAUAAUUAAAAUGUGGCCAAUUACUUUUGCGGGAUUUGUUCUCUCACUAAUAACCACAAAUGUGCUGUGCGAAAUCCCUCUUGAUCUAAGAAAAGACUUCUUCAAUAUCUACAAAGGCGUAGCAGUCCAAACCAAAGAAGUCACCAAGUCUCACGUCACCAGGGACCAAGUAAUAUUCCACGCUUACAGAAACGAACCUGAACCCAAAAGUAUCGUAUUGAACGACACCAAUUUGGAUUUAUUAAAAGGCACCAAAGGUCACGUCAUUUUCAUCACUCAUGGUUGGACUGAUACAGCAUACAGUGAAUGGGUUUUGAGCCUUAAGGAUGCCUUUUUGAAAACCUACCCUAACGAUGUUGUCAUCGGUGUGGAUUGGAAAGAACCAGCUAAUCAACUUUAUUAUGUUUCGUCUAUUAACGUAUUUGACAUUGGAAAUCUAAUUGCCGACAUGAUUGUCAAACUUGUAGACGAAGACAAGCUUACUAUGCCCCAAUUCAUCUUAGUAGGCCACUCUCUAGGUGGGCAAAUCAGUGGAUUUGCAGGUAAGAGAUUGAAAAAAUUAGGUAAAACUCUGCACAGAAUCGUUGCUUUGGAUCCUGCUGGCCCCUUGUUCGAUGUUAGGCCUGACGAUAAACGUCUAAAUCCUACUGAUGCCGAAGUCGUACAUGUUAUUCAUUCUGAUGGAGGUAGUUUUGGAUUCAAGGACGCUUGCGGUACUAUUGAUUUCUUCCCCAACGGUGGUGACUUCCAGCCUGGCUGUACAAGAGUGGAUAUUUUGGAUAUCUCGACGGUUAAAGAUCCAGUUGUAUGCGAUCACGAAAGGUCUUAUCGUUACUUCAUCGAAGCUGUACAAAAUCCCGUCGACUAUUUGGUAGCCAAAGAAUGCUCGGAAUGGUCCUACUUGCGCAAAAUUUGUAACGAAACCAGCACAGUAUCGAUGGGAGACUUGACUACAACGAAAACGGGCAAAUAUUACUUGGAAACAAAUAGAGAAAGGCCCUACAAUAAAAACACAGACAAAGCAUCGACUGGUUUACUCGAUAGAGUGUCCAAAGCUUCAAAAUCAUUCGGCGACAAUGUUUCAUCGUCAUGGAAUUCGUUUGCUAAGAAAAUACAUGUAUAAAAAGUAAUAAAUUCGUUUUCUAUUAAUAAGAUCUUUUUUUUUAUUUUUUAUUAGUUUGUUGACUAGUAAAUUCAUUUAUAAAAUAU
Molecule: messenger RNA, 1376 nt
Organism: Psylliodes chrysocephalus
Lineage: Eukaryota; Metazoa; Arthropoda; Insecta; Coleoptera; Chrysomelidae
Source: the annotation of a GenBank genome assembly